UAUAAAGAACAUUUGUAAUCGUCUGACUGACACUUCCUUAUUCUGUGUCUGUUAAUCAUUAACAUAAUCUGACCGCUGACGUGAAGGUGAGUUUUGACUUUUCCUUUCUACAGGAGAAACUGACCGCACAGGAUUCACAAAACGAGCAACUAUUACUUUCUUGUUUUUAAUCCCAUUUCCACACUCCGACUCCAAAGUUUGGCCCCGGUCACAGACAGACACUGCUUGUUUUCCUUUCGCUUCUAAAGGUAGAGAAAGUAAAGCAACAGGUAAAGGUGAGAGUAUAAAAGAACGGAAGGUGGGCUGGCAGGGGAUUUUCUACCUGAGCUGCGCAGUUGGAUUAUUUUUUUAAUGGGAUGUCACAAAUGAUGGAAAAAUCUACCGAAAACUCCGACGAGGACACAGUGUCCCUCAGGAGCAAUGGGCACACGCCGAGUGAAGGUGCUGAGAAGGAGUCGGUGGGCAUGUUUGGGACGCUCAGGAGGAGCAUUCGACGUGCAGCAGAGAAGAGCCCACUGUCGCCUGGAGGCACGUCACAAAAGAUGGAGAAAUCUAAAGAGGAAAACUCAGACGAGGACAGAGUGUCCCUCAGGAGCAACACGCCAAGUGAAGGUGCUGAGAAGGGGUCACUGGGUAGGCUUCAGACGUUCAGGAGGAGCAUUCGACGCGCAGCCGAGAAGAGCCCACUGUUGUCUGGAGGCAAGGGGGCAAAGGUCACGCCCAAAGCAGACACAGAUGAUAAUGAGUUGGAGAUUAAACCACCUCCAUCACCCAGUCUGAGCGGCAGCUCUCCUGUGACCUCUCCUUUAAAGAUGUUGGGAGGCUUGUUCCAGAAGAAGGAGGAAGAGGAGGGUGACGGCACUCCACAGAAAGGCACAGGUCUGAAGCGCUCAAAGACAGAACCCAACAUGACCAAGCGUGACUCUCUCUUGAAAAGAGGAUCGUCCAUACGCAGAAGCCUGAGGUUAGGCAUGGUGAAGGACAAAGAUAAAACCUGCAGACCGGAGCCGCUCGGCCCCGUCUCUGAAGGCUCAGUGGAGGAGAGGCAGGAGGAAGAGGAGGAAAUGAAGGAGGAAUUUGAGGAAAUGGAGGAGGAGUAUACACUACCAGAGUUACCUCACACACCCCUGUCAGUGAUGCAGAUCAGUAAGCUGAUAGAGACGGAGAAGGUGGAGGAGUUGGAGGAAGCUCACCUGAACCUCCUCGCUCUGUGGGAGGAGUUCAAGCAGGAGCAGGAAAUCUCCAGCCAGGACUCUCCAAUGGAGCUGGCCAAGAAGGAGAAAGACCUGUGCCUCCUCUACAGAGACCUGAGGAACAAGGUUUGCACCAUCGUCCGCGACUCUAACUCUCUUCCCUCCAGAAACAAAGAGCUUCUGGUUCCUGUGGCUCGCAUCAUCCAGGAGGAAGAGCGGAGAGCGAAGGAACCUGGUGGACUUCCGGACAGCUGGAUGGAGGCCUGGAGGGAGGCGGUGUGUGAGGGGGUGCAGGUGAAGGUGGAGAGCGUUCAGCUGGAGCAGAAGGAGCAGAAUGUCUCCUGGUUGGCGGUUCACCUGUGUCUGCUGGGGAAGGCCAUCGUGGAGGAUCUGGAGAAUGUGAGCAAGCAGCUGCGGUGGUCGUACCCGCCAAGCUUUCAAGUGUUCAGCACCUACGUGAAGAGUUACCACCGAGUCGUCGGGCAGCACCUGAAGAAGCUGGAGGUGCAGGUGACGGAGCUAAAAGAUCUGUACGCUCUGCUGGACUGGAUCAUCAACGGCUACAAGAGCGAGAGGAUCAUGGGAAGUCUUUCUCUGCAGCCGGACAUGAAAGAUGAGAGCUCUGAUCUGCAGCUGGAGGACGACUUCCUGAAGCAGCUGAAGGAGAAAUACUGCAGCAGAGUGAAGGAGGAGAUGAGAUCAUCACUGGACAGACUCAUCGAGCUCGAAAAUGAGGAAGUUUGGAGCCACAGUAAAAGUCCCGAAAUGGAGGAAAACUUCCUCACCUCUAAGAUUGACUUUGAUAUCUGGACGAAAGUGAAAGGAAACGCUAAGGGCUCUCAACACAUUGAUGCAGAUCUGGAAAAGAGAGUGAUCUCCUCCUGCCUGGAAGAGUUGAAACACUUUCCAAAGAGAUUCGAAACAGAGCUCAGACGUCACUGCAGUGCUCUCAAACCACAGCCUCUUUGGACCGAGUAUCAAAUUACCUACAUCAACAGCUUCACAGCUUUACAGGGGCACAUGGAGGGUUAUAAGGCCGCCUGUUCGGAUGAGGUGGAAGGGUUCAAAGUAGAAGUGAAGGGGUUGAUUGUCAGACUCACACAAGACAUGGAGGACCAUUUCAAAGAGGAUGUCAAGCCCUAUCUGAGGAGAAUGAUGACGAGGAAGUGGCUCACCAACGAGGAGGACUUCAAGGAGCUCUGUAACCGGACAACGCUGCUCUCUCAGCACUGCGCUCUCAUGAGGCCUCCACACACCAAGGAGUUAGCGAGCCGUUUGCACUACCACGUGGUGAGGGAAUACAUCGGCCAGCUGAUGAAGAGCAACUACUCAUGCAAGAACCGCAAACACGCCAGGGCGGGGGCGAAGAUUCAUGUGCAGUGGAACAAACUCAGAGAUCUGUUUGAGGACAUGGAUUCAUCUCACGAAUGGCUCCACCAUGUAGGAGAUGACCUGAGCGACAUCAUCAUCCAGAAAAACAAGACAGACAUAAAGACUUACCUGCAGCCUUUAGUGGACCACUACCCAGACUUCAGUAAGAAGCACCUGGUGGCCGUCCUGUAUUUCAGAGGCUUGGUGAGAGGCCGUGAACACCAGCUCAUCCUCCAGAAACUCUCAGAACUGAAGAAGAAACGAGGCAACGCGGUCUGCGAUAGGAGCCAGGUUUUAUUCAGCGACAUGCAGGUUCCUGUCCACACAGACUGUCUGUCCAACCUGCUCUUCUCCUGCUUCAGCUUCCUGCUGCCCGACAACUAAGAAGAGACGAGGAAGAAUGACAGCUCAACAGUUCAGUUUUUUUCUGAGGUGAUUUGACACAUUUUGACAAAAGUGAUAUACCUUUUUUCUCAGACAGUCACCUUCACUCAAACAUCUACACUUUUUUUACGCAAGCUGCAAAAAUGAGCUGAUCUAUUCUUCGGCCUUUUAAGAGGAAAUCCAAGGCUUGCUAUUUUUUAGAACUGGUGAAUCACCAAACAGCAGAAACAUCAAACAUUUACAAGGCACAGCUAGUUCGGUGAGGAUCUGCUGCUUCUUAUGCUCCUAAAUAAAGACCCUGUAGGUUGUAGACUCUUGUUUGGACUAAAGAAGCAUUUCUCUCAGGUUAUAGAUUUUCUUUUAUUCAAUAGGACAGCUGAGGAGAGACAGGAAGUGUUUAGGAGCAGACAGUGGUGGCUGAGAGUCAAACUAGUGGCUGCUGCAUGGAGGACUGUAGCCUAAUUCCCGCGAGCACUUUGUGUGUCCUGCCACUGUAACUCGGAUGGGAACACAGUGUGGGCUGUGCACUGUAACAGCAGCAUAGGUAGUUGGAUUCUAGAUCUUGUACAGCUGCUGAUGAAGGAACCUUAAUCAGGGGAGCUUAACUUUAUCAAGAUUUUAAGUUUGUUGUGAUGAACAGCGGUAGAAGUUAACGUUAUACUGUUUGCUAGGGAGCUUAUUUAAGUCACAGCUGCAUUUAAUCAUCACAGACUGGAUAGGACAGCUAAGGAGAGACAGGAAAUGUGGGGAGCAGAGUGGUAGACUACAGCCUCCACACAUGGGAUGCAUGCUUAAACCUCCAAGCUAACAGUUCCCCUUUUUCAGGAUAUUUAUUGGGCACAUGUUGUUUUUCCGUUCAUGCAGCAGAUCUGCUCUUACUGAUUUAUGCUAGUUAGAUAUAGAGGAAGCCGGCCUUUGCGUCUGGAGAGCUGUGAUAAGCAGUGUAAGACAUUUAUAGACUUUUGGAUUGAUGGCACAUGUAGUGAGCAGAUUAUUUGAUAAGAGUGAGGGGUCAUGUAAAGUUAGCCGGUGGUUAUGCUAAAGAGAAUCCUGACAGGGUGAGACGAGACCACAACGUGAAGCAUCAGCUGGAGGUUGUCGCUGCACGCACGGAACACUGCCACGCUGGUCAGUGUCACUCCUUGAUCGUAAACCAAUCAGAAUCAAGAAGGGGCAGGACUUCUGAUUUUAACAUUGUCAACAACAAUGGUGGAGGUCUGUACUAAACAUAUUGUAACCAAACCCAUUUUUAAGGUACAAUUUAUCAGGUGUAAAGCUGCUGCUAAAUCUAUGGUACUGUUUCGACAAUUGUGUUGACAGUUUCUUUUUAAAGUGCCUUUGAAUUAACACAAAUAUGAAGCAUACAGAGCAUUUUAAAGGAGGUUGAGGUGGUGGGCACUGGCCCAAAAUCAUUCCCAUAUUGUGGACAUAUUCAAGUCUUGAUGUAAGCAGCCUGUUUAUGAAGUAGUUGGUGCAAGACUUAACUUUUACUGUGAUCUAUGAAACUAGCUAAACCAGGAAGUGGAGCUCUUGAGGAAUCUUUUUUAGGUAUAAAAUCUAAAGAAACACACCGGGAGUCUCCUCGAAUGAAGUUAAAGAAUGACUCCAUGAAGGCAUUGACUGCUUUUAUACAAAUUAAUUUAAAGAUGCAUUAACUUAUCCUCAUGCAUCUGCAAGCAUAAACAUAUUCACUAACAUCCAAUCAUCCUCACUCACAAGGCUUUUUAAGGCUGACUCAUGCAGUGUUGCAUGUAUUCCAGCUCAGCGGGGAUCGAUUCCUGGGAAAUAAAACAUUUCUCAAACUAAUCUGGCUUAAGUUACAGACGUGGGGGGUUACAGAGAUUGUGAAACUUUCUGUGUCGAAGCUGUCAGCUGAAUAAAAAUCAAGUUUUAGAGCCAAAUGUUAGCUGUGAGGAGGUUUUUCUCAAUAAAAUUAAAGUUUUUACUGGACCCCAGAUUGAGUUAAGAGCGUCAGACCAGUUGUGAAAAACUGAAUGUGGUCUCCUGUGAGGAGCUGGACGUAGAAGAUGAAGAACUGAUCAUGUGUGAGCUCUCCAAGUUGCCCUGACAGUGAAUUAUCAGUGUGCCUUUUGUCCUUCUCUUAUAUCUCUAGUUUCAUGUGACUGUCUGAUCAGAGAUGCAGUAAACUCUGACAACCAUAGCUUAAUGUGAUUUUCUUUGCACAUUUGUUGUCUCAAUGUUAGCUUUCGUGUUCUUGUAAAUAUGUUUGUGCACGUUAUGAACCUGGAGCAGUGAAGAGUUUGGUACCUCAGGGUGGUUCAGGGGUUUUCUGUCAUUUGAUGUUUUUAUUAAGUACUAAAGAACUCAUGAAUACUGACAGCAGUGUGAAUCUGAGUGUGAGAAGUUAGACUCCAAAUGUUUUACUGGGGCUGAAAGAGGUCGUACAGGAAUACUAAUGUGUAAAUCUAUUUAACCUUUUUUAAUAAAACAUCUGAAACUGA
This is a messenger RNA of Notolabrus celidotus (New Zealand spotty), 5410 nucleotides long. RefSeq names its product exocyst complex component 3-like 4 (gene exoc3l4). Gene Ontology annotation, biological process: exocyst localization; exocytosis. The transcript has 14 exons. Gene Ontology annotation, cellular component: exocyst. NCBI's taxonomy places the organism in Eukaryota, Metazoa, Chordata, Actinopteri, Labriformes, Labridae. Gene Ontology annotation, molecular function: SNARE binding. Bases 357 to 2948 code for a protein of 863 amino acids. The record is from RefSeq and is a predicted model, not a curated record.